AUGAUCAGUCUUGUCCAGCGUGCCUCAAAGCAGUGCCUAGUGCACACUGCUCGAGGCUCGCUGCGACGAGUAUGCCCUACCACAAACAUGGUACUGACCUGCCGGUGGGCGCACAAUUCUGUGCCAUUCUAUUCACCGGCAUCGACGAAGCAGACGGCCGCUCAGGCCGUGGAUACGACGGGUCUUGAUCGCUGGCGCCGUUUUCUCCCAGAAAAUCCGAAAGCUGAUGUGCGCAAGGUGCUCCUGGUCGGCUCAGGAGGCCUAAGCAUCGGCCAAGCCGGUGAAUUUGACUACAGUGGGUCUCAGGCCAUCAAGGCCCUUCGCGAGAGCGGAAUUGAGACUAUUUUGAUCAAUCCAAACAUUGCUACCAUUCAAACGAGUCAGGAACUUGCAUCAAGGAUUUACUUUCUUCCCGUAUCUCCUGAUUACGUGGCGUACGUGCUGGAGCGCGAGCGUCCGGAUGGUAUUUUCCUCAAUUUUGGCGGCCAAAGCGCGCUAAACGUAGGAGUCAAGCUGGACGAAAUGGGUGUGCUGGAGCGUCUCGGUAUCCAGGUACUCGGCUCGCAACCAGAUGUCUUGCGAAUGUGCGAAGACCGUGAUUUGUUUGUCCAGGCGCUUGACGAGAUCCAGAUUCCUGUCGCCCGUAGUGAGGCUGUUUCGACUGUCAAGGAGGCACUUGAUGCUGCUAAAAACAUUGGGUACCCCGUUAUCGUGCGUGCAGCGUAUGCACUCGGUGGUCUUGGCUCUGGAUUUGCUGACAGUGAAGAAGAAUUGCGUGAUCUCAGCGCUCGCUCACUGAGUCUUUCGCCUCAAAUCCUAGUGGAAAAGAGUCUACGUGGCUGGAAGGAGAGCGAAUACGAAGUGCUGCGGGACCAGCAGGACAAUGCUCUGAUCUGCUGUAACAUGGAAAACUUUGAUCCGCUCGGAAUCCACACCGGCGACUCCAUCGUCGUGGCACCAAGUCAGACGUUAUCUGACGACAACUACCAUAUGCUGCGUAGCGCUGCACUCAAGGUUAUCCGGCAUCUUGGUAUUGUGGGCGAAUGUAACAUUCAGUAUGCCCUGAGCCCAGACAGUCGUGAGUAUCGUGUGAUUGAAGUCAACCCCCGUCUGUCCCGCUCAUCUGCGCUCGCGUCCAAAGCGACAGGGUACCCAUUGGCCUACACUGCUGCGAAGCUGGGUCUGGGCUACACACUGCCGGAGCUUCCAAAUGCCGUAACCAAGACAACAACGGCAUGCUUUGAGCCAUCGUUGGACUAUAUCGUGACCAAGAUGCCUAAAUGGGACCUGUCCAAGUUUCAGCAUGUGAAGCGUGAUAUCGGUUCGAGUAUGAAGUCGGUCGGUGAAGUCAUGGCUAUCGGCCGCACAUUUGAAGAGUCAUUACAAAAAGCUGUUCGUCAAAUUGCUCCAAAUUAUGCGGGCUUCGACGCGUACGUCUGUCCUGAUGAUCUCGACGAGGCACUUCGUGUUCCAACCGACACGCGGCUGUUUUCCAUUGCCUACGCCAUGCUUGUAAAGAACUACGACGUUGAGCGGAUUCAUGAGCUGACUAAAAUUGACCGCUGGUUCCUCUUCAAGCUCGACAACAUCGUGCAAACCCAUCGCCAUCUGGAAGAUCGCGGCUCGCUACAAAACGUCGAUCACGAGCUUAUGCGCACAGCUAAGCAACGUGGUUUUUCAGACGUGCAAAUUGCUCGUCUCGUAAACAGCACCGAGGCAGAGGUACGUGCUGCACGCAAGGCCAUGCACAUUACGCCAUUUGUCAAACGGAUUGAUACAGUGGCGGCAGAGUAUCCUGCGCAAACCAAUUACUUGUACACAACCUAUAAUGCAAGCACCCAUGAUGUUGAAUUUGACGAGAAUGGUACGAUGGUGCUGGGCUCUGGUGUAUACCGCAUUGGCUCUUCCGUCGAGUUUGAUUGGUGUGCAGUGACAUGUGUCCGCCGACUCAAGAAGCUCAAGCACAACACAAUUAUGAUCAAUUACAACCCCGAGACGGUGUCUACAGAUUAUGACGAGGCGAAUCGCCUGUACUUUGAAGAGCUUGGUUUCGAACGAGUCAUGGACAUUUAUGAACUAGAGGGUGCCUCAGGCGUUGUUGUCUCUGUCGGUGGACAACUGCCGCAAAACAUUGCCCUCCGCCUCAAGCAGUCGAAUGUUCAGGUAUUGGGCACGGAUCCCGCCAAAAUUGAUUCAGCAGAGGACCGCCACAAGUUUUCACAAAUUCUCGAUUCGAUUGGCGUUGAUCAGCCAGCCUGGGUCGAGGUCACGGACGUUGAGAAAGCUAAGAAGUUCGCUAGGGACGUGUCGUAUCCCGUGCUGGUUCGCCCCAGCUAUGUGCUGUCAGGUGCUGCGAUGAAUGUUAUCUGGGAUGAAAGUACACUUGAACACAAUCUAACAGCAGCUGCCCAGGUCAAUACAGAUUAUCCUGUUGUGCUCACCAAAUUCAUACCCAAUGCACAAGAAAUUGAUGUCGACGCUGUUGCUCAUAACGGCAGACUUCUUGUCCAUGCUGUGUCCCAGCAUGUAGAGAAUGCUGGUGUGCACUCUGGCGAUGCAACUCUGGUGCUGCCACCCUUCUCGAUUCCUCAGCACGAUAUGGAACGCAUCAAAGAGAUUUCUGAGCGUGUAGCAAAGGCUUUCGAUAUCAGCGGACCUUAUAAUAUGCAAAUCAUCCGUAAGGUGGAUCCCUCAACGGAUGAGUCGGAACUCAAGGUAAUUGAAUGCAACCUGCGUGCCAGUCGCUCUUUCCCAUUCGUAAGCAAGGUCUUGGGUGUCAAUUUUAUUGACGUGGCAACAAACGCCAUUGUCGGCGAGAAUGUGCCAGAGCCCGUGGACCUUAUGGCUAAGACGUACAACCACGUCGCUAUCAAGGUGCCUCAGUUCUCAUGGACGCGUCUUGCUGGCGCAGACCCAUUCUUGGGCGUCGAGAUGGCUAGCACAGGUGAAGUCGCAUCAUUCGGUGCUGAUCUCCACGAGGCUUACUGGGCCUCGAUUGCUUCAACAACAGGUUUUCGCGUUCCGCAGCCCCACAAAGGUGUGCUCUUAGGGGGAAACAUUGAUACGCCUGAAUUCAAGACUAUUGCUACUAAGCUGUACAACCUUGGCUUUAAGCUCUUCUGUUCCAACCCAGAUGUGGAGACGUUCCUAAACAGCAUCCCUCACGUCGCAGCCAAGCGUAUCUGGUUCCCCCUUAAGGACAAGCGCAAGCUGCGCGAAGUGUUUGAUGAUUAUGAAAUUCAGUUUGUCAUCAAUUUAGCCAAAUACCGCGCCCCGAACACAACCAACGAAGACUAUGUGGCUCGCCGUAAUGCAGUUGAUUUCGGGCUACCAUUGCUCAAUGAACCUAAGACAGCGCUUUUGUUUGUCGAAACACUCGAGCGCAAAAUGCCUAAAGGAUGCCUUCUGCCGUACGAAGAAGGAAACAUUCCAUCUGAAGUUAAAGCUUGGAAUGAGUUUAUAUCGCCUGAAUAG
Molecule: messenger RNA, 3474 nt
Organism: Malassezia restricta
Lineage: Eukaryota; Fungi; Basidiomycota; Malasseziomycetes; Malasseziales; Malasseziaceae
Product: carbamoyl-phosphate synthase large subunit
Exons: 1
Coding region: 1-3474 (1157 amino acids)
Biological process (GO): 'de novo' pyrimidine nucleobase biosynthetic process; UTP biosynthetic process; L-citrulline biosynthetic process
Cellular component (GO): cytosol; cytoplasm
Molecular function (GO): aspartate carbamoyltransferase activity; dihydroorotase activity; metal ion binding
Source: RefSeq, a predicted model, not a curated record